Parastagonospora nodorum SN15 is the source of this 846-nucleotide messenger RNA. RefSeq lists its product as hypothetical. The transcript is spliced from 2 exons. The record is from RefSeq and is a predicted model, not a curated record. Lineage: Eukaryota; Fungi; Ascomycota; Dothideomycetes; Pleosporales; Phaeosphaeriaceae. The coding region runs from base 1 to 846 and encodes 281 amino acids.
AUGUCUUUCUCGCCAGACGAAGACAUCCCUAGUUUGGCCGGGAAGGUCAUACUUGUAACGGGCGGCAACAGCGGACUGGGUAAAGAGACGAUCCUCCAACUCGCAAAGCAUGAGCCGCGUCAAAUUAUAAUGGCAGCGCGAUCGCAAAGUAGAGCUGAAGACGCCAUCAAGGAGAUCGAGAUCGCAGUUCCUGGGUCGAGAAUCGCUUUCUUAGCCCUGGAUCUUUCGUCCUUCGCCUCAAUCAAGAAAGCUGCAGCUUCAGUCUUGCAAGAAUACGAUCGCCUGGAUGUACUCCUCAACAACGCAGGGCUCUUCGGCGUCCCCCCUGGGUUGACCGAAGAUGGCUAUGAAAUGCAGUUUGGAUCGAACCACAUGGGCCCUGCACUGUUCACACGGCUCCUUCUUCCACUGCUGGAGAAGACCUCAGAACUGCCGGACAGCGACGUGCGUGUGAUCCAGCUUAGCUCGGAAGGCUACAAGUUUGCUCCCAAAGGCGGUAUUCUUUUCCCGCGACUGAGAACCGAGAUGGCGGAGAUUUCCGGGAAUGCUCGCUACGCGCAGUCUAAGUUGGCGAACUUGUACUUCAUCAAGAGCAUGGCAAAUCGUUAUCCAAAGAUCAUAUGGAUUCGGCUGUUCUUCACCGACGUGCAGACGGGUGCACUCGGACAGUUAUGGGCCGCAACGGGCCGCGCUGACGAAUUAGAGUCGGGUGCUUAUUACACGCCGCUCAAGAAGAGAAUCUGCGGGGUAGACCUGGUCAACGACGAUGCACUAGCUGAGAAAUUGUGGGAAUGGACUGAGAAGCAAUUCGUGUCAUGCGGCUUGUUUAUUGGUCCGUUGGUUUAG